CUUCCAUUGCCAAAGCCAUGCAGCACAAGGUUCGCGCGGCUGUUCGCGCACUCCGAAGUCCAGCGGCCAUCCUCGAGCGUGUCAACCGCCUCGUCGUCUCGGACGCAGUGAGCCGCCCUGGCUGGUUUAACGUGGUCGAGCGCAUCCCGCCGCCACAGCACGCGCACCGCCCGAGCCCUGCACCACCAAAGAUUGUCUUCCCCGAAGACGGCUUGCGAAGGUCUGCGCGUCGCAUUCGAGGAGAAGGUGUCGAUAUUGUCGGCAUCCUCCCUAGCAUUCAGAUGAACGAGUCUCACAAGUUUACCGUGAAGACUGACGGCGAUCGCAUUACACAAGAGUACACGCGCUUGCGGAAAGAGGAGAAGCUCUCGCAUCCCGAGGCGCUUGCUCGUGCCAUUCCAGAAAGCCACCGUGGCACGUAUCUGCAACGAUACGUCGCUGCAGUCCGAAAGAUUCGCGAGGCUAAUGCUACAGAAUUCAAGCUGAUGGGCGCUGCAGCACCCGACAUGGGCCCGCAGCCCACGCCGCCAGCUGUGCCAGCCCUGCUCGAAUCCAAGGCCUUCCUUCCGUACGUCGACAGCCUGUUUGCGUCACGCGCCCGCAACGAUCCUCGUCGACGAUCUGCUCUCUUCAAUUCGGCCUCACAGCGCCGCCAGAGUCCCAUCCACCUUCGAGGCUCGCAAACACGCAACCCCUUCGAUCCCUUCAAUGCCAAGGACCAGCCUACGAUUGGCGGUCGCUCAUAGCCGAUCUCCGUGCUCCUUUGAGUGACUCGAGUCUGUUUGUCUGGGCGGCUGUAUCCAGGAUGCUUUGCAAGGGAGCCAAGCACGCGACUCUUCGGGUGGUUUUGGAGCAAAGACUGGCUGUGUUGAUGAAUGUUUUCGUGUGUGUCUCGUGUGUACAACAUAUUUUUCUUCUUCUUCUGUGAGAUUGAACCGUGC
Messenger RNA from Capsaspora owczarzaki ATCC 30864, 941 nucleotides. RefSeq lists its product as hypothetical. Gene Ontology annotation, biological process: translation. The transcript is spliced from 5 exons. The record is from RefSeq and is a predicted model, not a curated record. Gene Ontology annotation, molecular function: structural constituent of ribosome. NCBI's taxonomy places the organism in Eukaryota, Filasterea, Ministeriida, Capsasporidae. Gene Ontology annotation, cellular component: ribosome. Bases 18 to 746 code for a protein of 242 amino acids.